Molecule: messenger RNA, 2421 nt
Organism: Schistocerca americana (American grasshopper)
Lineage: Eukaryota; Metazoa; Arthropoda; Insecta; Orthoptera; Acrididae
Exons: 7
Coding region: 959-2029 (356 amino acids)
Molecular function (GO): hydrolase activity, hydrolyzing N-glycosyl compounds
Source: RefSeq, a predicted model, not a curated record
GCUCAUUUGUUUACGAAAUGAAUAGGGCGCACUUGUUUUGCACUUCUACUCUAAGUUGUACUUAGAAAUGACGUAGUAAGCUGUCUAAGUCACUACAGAUUUGAAAUAAAGUUAAUGCGCGACAAAACAUUUUGUAUUAGAUCCACGAACUCGACUAUUUAGCCUUAACGCCAACGAUGAAUCCGCAGAAAUUGAACGAUUGCCCGACUUGUACUGAACGACGUAACGCAGUCUUUCCAGAAUAUUUGCAAUUUUGUUGUUGUUUCAGCUUAUUGCAACUACUUUGGAGAAAGGAGAUAAAAAUAAAAUACAUGUGACGAGGCGUGUUUUUUUAUUUGUCGUGUUAAACAAGUUCGCCACACGAUGUUUAUUUACUGUCACUAUUUUUUUUUCAUUCCAGAAAAGUGAGAUUUUCCGUGUGAAUCGAUCUCAAAAGGUCUUUGAUAGGUUUCUCACCGUAAAAUUUUUCAUUUCAAUUAGUAAAAUGGCCACAUACUAAGAAACAACUACAGUGUAUUAUGCAUUCAUAACUACUGCUCUUACACUUUUUCUCUUGUAAGAUGUUUUACAGUCGCAGAUGUUUACAGUGGCACUUUUAGACUGAAACAUUUCCUGCCCCAGUAAUAAAACAUAAUGCAUACAGAAACAUAACAGAUUAAAUAUUCACCUGUGGCAGAUUAACAUACUUUACAGGACAUGCAGGCGCCUUCUAGUUCGCUGAGUAACACAUUUGACACUGUGGUACUGCUUGUUUGUGUUCUUAGCAUACUAUUAGGUCAACAAUGCAAAUAAACCAUUGGUUGAUAUAGAUUAUAUAUGUUGCAACCUAUGAACAAAAUUUAUGUACUCUUCCAUUUGAAAAUAAGCCCAUUGUUCAGUUAAUAAUUCAGCAUAAUAACGUUUGCAUGCAAGUCUGUGUGUUUUUUCAUGUGAUAACUGGAAUGCCAAGUGCAAUGCUAUGUCUAGAAACUGGACCUUCAUUCAUACAUAUCUUGGUACUAUACAGUCAUUAUAUUUGUGUAAGAAUAUGUCACAAAAUCUACAGCUUGUGAUAGACACAGAUGUAGGUCUAGAUGAUGCACUUGCUCUUAUGCUGUGCUUAGCAUCAGAGGCUUGGAAUGAAGCUAAAAUUCAUGGUGUAACAUGUGUACAUGGAAACACAUGCCUUGAAAACGUGUGUAGCAACACACUGAAGGUGCUACAUGCUGCAGGCCGCUUAGAUAUUCCAGUUUUUCGGGGGGCAAGUGAAUCUUUGGUGGAGAGUCCAGAAAGUAGAGCAGAAUUCUAUCAUGGCUGUGAUGGCUUUGGAGAUUUUCAAUAUCCUGCUGCCCCAGAUCCUGAUCAUCACAUACAGAAAGAUCAUGCUGUUAGUUUCCUGACCAAAAUUACCUCAGAAAGACCAAAUGAAAUCAGUCUUCUUUGUCUUGGACCUCUUACAAACAUAGCUCUUGCAAUCCAUAUGGAUCCACACUUUUGUACCAAUGUUAAGGAAAUGGUAAUCAUGGGUGGCAACAUUGCUGGAGUUGGGAAUAUCACAGCUGCAGCUGAAUUCAACUUCCACUGUGAUCCUGAGGCAGCACAUGUUGUUCUUAAGAGUAUGAAGUCCCCCAUAACAAUUUUUCCAUGGGAAACAGCACUUACAAGAACUAAUAUUUCAUAUAGAUGGCGCAACGAUGUUUUGGGAAAAAUUCAGAGCCCUCAGAUGCAGCUUUUGAAUCAGGCAGAAGCAAAUGUAAUAGCCAGACACUACAAGGAUGGUUGGGUGCAGUGUGAUCCGGCUGCUGCUGCCAUCCUCAUGAGGCCUUCCAUUGCCUCAUCAAAAGUAACGCAUUAUGUGAUGGUAGAGUUACAUGGACGGCAUACAAGAGGAGCAAUGGUUCUCGAUCAUAUCAAUUCACAAGGGAAAAAGCAUAAUGUGACUAUUAUAGAAAGCAUUGAUCUAAAUCUGUACAAGGAGCUACUUCUGACUGCUGCAAAAACUAACUUGAGCAGAAGUAAAAUACAAAAAGGACAGGGAGAAGAAACAUGAUUUUAUUUGUAACUUUUGUGUAAGUUAAUAUCAUACAAAAAUAUUAUGUAUCAGAAUUAAAAUUGUAAUUUUGAAUUUCAUAAAAGUAGCUUAGCAUGUUUUCAUAUAUUGUCCAUUAAGAUUUAUUUUCAAAACUUUGGCUUAUUAGUUUCUUAUUCAUUUCCCGUGAUGUUAACUGAAUGCCUGUCUUAAUCCUAUUACUCCUGCUAUUUCAUGUAUAAAAAAAGGUUCCUUGUGUCAUGCUAUCAUCACUAGAUGAUAAAUUUAAUUCUGCAGAAUGAAUCAGUAUAAUACUGAUAUAUUAUUGUUUGUAUUCAUGUUAAACAUAAUUAGUAUUAUCUCUGUUACAUUUCUCUAAUGCAAUAUAACAUGAGCAAAUAUAUAACUUUGUA